GGGAGAGGGCAGCAUCGCCUUGCAGAAACACACUUGCAUGUGCGCUCAGAGGCUUUUGUUUAUUUAUUUGUUUUAAGAUUGCAUUUUAUAUUCUGAAUGAGACUGUGGAAACUCGUAGCUCCAGAAAAAGCGCUUGGAUAUGAGCAUGGGCGGCGUUUUCCUUCAGUGUGCGUCCGGAGGAAAGGAACAGAGAGAGACCAGGGGCUCCGUGCGGACUCAGGAAAUAAGUGGACUGCAUGCAUGAAUCCGUCCUCACCGCUCGGGAGUUAAUCAGCGAUCAAAGCAAGAGAUUUGUGUAAAUCCUCCACUAGCUUUCUGCAAAUGUCACCGGGAUGCACCCGCAGCUAAGAGAUCGAUGAGCCCAGGCAGCGACCCUCUCCCCCCGGGCUGGACACGGGCCAGCAGGUCGGGCCAGGCUCGGCUGCUGGAGGACCAAUGAAAGGGGACAGUUAGAGGAAACAGCCUGCGAUCAAACGCGAUGUGCGGACGAGUCCCGGAUCAAACCGACCCCACCACGACCACCGCUGGUUCCCUAACGCUGGCUGGGAUGAAGGGACGCGAGAUACGGGUUUAGGUCAGUGACUCCUAAAUGUCCCGCCUCCCCUCAGGUGAGACAGGGGUACAAAAACACUCUGACCUCCACCCGUGCCCACCGACAUGGAUAAACUCACCGUGAUAUCGGGAUGUCUGUUCCUGGCCGCAGACAUCUUCGCCAUCGCCAGCAUUGCCAACCCGGACUGGAUCAGCACCGGGGAUUCAGCUGGCUCUCUGACUGUGGGUCUGGUCCGGCAGUGCCAGACCAUCCACGGCCGGGACCGGUCCUGCAUCCCCCCGCAGCUGCCCCCAGAGUGGAUCACCACGCUCUUCUUCAUCAUCCUGGGCAUCAUCUCCCUCACUGUCACCUGCGGUCUGCUGGUGAUGUCACGCUGGCGCCGCGAGGCCGCCCGAUACGCCCGAUGGAUCGCCUUCACAGGGAUGGUCCUGUUCUGUACGGCCGCCCUCAUAUUCCCAAUCGGCUUCUACAUCAAUGAGGUUGGAGGGCAGCCGUAUAAGCUGCCCAACAACACGGUGGUGGGCUCCUCCUAUGUGCUCUUUGUUCUGUCCAUAUUCUUCACCAUAGUGGGACUGCUGUUUGCUGGGAAGGUGUGCCUGCCCGGCUGACAUACCCUCUUCCUCUUUUUGUACCUUUGGAGAAACACCACCUGCUGGAGGUGUCAUCGGAGUAGAACAAGGCUUGACUCAAAAUUGUCAUAAUGCUCGUAAAGGGAGUGGAAACCACUGAGCUCCACCCGUCCGCCUGUUUGUUCGGCCACUGAGCGGGUGCAGGAAGCUCUGAAGCGGCCCUCGCCAUUGUCCGUCCUGAACUAUGAGCGCGAAGUGAUGGACAGACAGCAGAUUACUACGAAACGUGACGGGAUUGGAUAAAUAAUAAUCAGGACUUUCAAUGAAGCCCUGCUGUAUCAUCCGUUAUCUUUAGAUUUAAUGACAGACAACCUGCCCUCCUCACCCCAUCACCCGACCUGAUUCUGGCCAAAGCGCCAAAUAAUGGCCAGUUACCUCUGACAUGAUGACGGUUCUUCCCUGACCACAUGGAACACUCUGUAAUAUAUACAAUAAAGUUUCACUUCCUUGGCACAUUUUAUUUAUUUGUUUUAAUUGUUUCACUUUUGUUUUUUGUAAAGGUAUUUUUAUUAAAAAGCCUAAUGUAUCCCAGAGUUUCCCUGCCAUUUCUAUAUUGUGGUGGAUCACUUUGCCUUAAUGAGCUUUUAACCUUAAUCUAUAAUACUGCUGAGUUUCAUGGGAUCAUUUCAAAAAUCCUGGAUACAUGAAAUGAUUUAGCAUAAAAUUGUUAGAACUGGAAUGUAAAAUGGGUUAUCAGCAACAUGUGUCCUAAAUUAUUGAUAUUAGUCAAACUUCAAAAGCCAGUCGAACUCUUCUCUGUAUCAUUAUGGGGGGAAUGAUAGAUACAGCUUCGAUAGAUUUAGUGAUGUAUUGAAUGUAUUAUUCACCUUUUGGAGCAUUUCCUGUUGUUUAAACACUGUAUGAAGAAAUGACUGAGUCUAUGACUAACUUCUUUUUAUACAUUUGGGACGUUGAUUUCUUGAAGCACUGUGAUGUUCAUGGAUGAGC
Chelmon rostratus (copperband butterflyfish) is the source of this 2130-nucleotide messenger RNA. RefSeq lists its product as uncharacterized. Gene Ontology annotation, biological process: negative regulation of smoothened signaling pathway. Lineage: Eukaryota; Metazoa; Chordata; Actinopteri; Chaetodontiformes; Chaetodontidae. Bases 658 to 1161 code for a protein of 167 amino acids. The record is from RefSeq and is a predicted model, not a curated record. Gene Ontology annotation, cellular component: Golgi apparatus; ciliary membrane. The transcript is spliced from 3 exons.